AUGUCAUACGUUCGCAAAUACGGCCGCCCUGACCUCUUCAUAACAUUCACAUGCAAUCCACAGUGGGAUGACAUAAAAACCAAUUUGUUUGAAGGUCAGACACCAACAUACCGCCACGAUAUAACAGAACGUGUAUUUCGACAGAAAUUGAAAGCGCUGAUGGAUAUGAUUAUCAAAUUGCGAGUAUUUGGAGAAGUGCGUUGCUGGAUGUACUCGAUCGAAUGGCAAAAGAGAGGGCUGCCGCAUGCACAUAUAUUGAUAUGGCUGGUACGUAAAAUAACACCGGAUCAAAUUGAUAGCAUUAUAUCAGCUGAAAUUCCAGAUGAAAUUACUGAUCCUGAAUUAUUUGAAGUUGUCAAGAAAAAUAUGAUUCAUGGUCCUUGCGGUGCACUCAAUUUGAAUUCUCCAUGCAUGAUCGAUGGAAAAUGUUCAAAACGGUACCCAAAAGCAUUGACUUCUGACACGAUAACAGGUGAUGAUGGAUAUCCGUUGUAUCGACGUCGGUCUACGGAAAAUAAUGGCCAUACGGUAACUAUUAGAAUACAAAAUCAAAACAUCGAAGUUGAUAAUCGUUGGGUAGUUCCAUACUCACCACUACUGUCGAAAAUAUUUAAGGCACACAUUAACGUUGAGUAUUGCAAUUCGGUCAAAUCGAUCAAAUACAUUUGCAAGUAUGUCAACAAAGGCAGUGAUAUGGCUGUUUUCGGAGUAGCUGCUGACAAUAGUCAUGAUGAAAUUGCUCAAUAUCAAAUAGGACGCUACAUCAGCACUAAUGAGGCUCUUUGGAGAAUUUAUUCAUAUCCGAUGCAUGAACGGUUUCCUGCUGUUGUUCAUUUGGCAGUUCAUCUUAAAAAUGGCCAACGUGUGUAUUUUACCAAUGAAAAUGUUCAAGAGAGAGUGGCACGUCCACCAGCAACAACAUUAACCACAUUUUUUCAAUUGUGCGCAAGUGAUGAAUUUGCCAGAACUUUGCUGUAUUCAGAUGUAACGCAUUAUUACACUUGGACAGCACAAAAAACAUGGCAAUGGCGUAAACAGGGAACAGCAGUUGAUGGCCAUCCAGGUCUUUUCUAUGCAGAAACUAUGGGAAGACUAUACACAGUUCAUCCAAAUAUGGUUGAAUGUUAUUAUUUGCGGCUGUUGUUAGUGAAUGUUGUGGGGCCGCGUUCAUUUGAAGAUUUGCGAACAGUUAAUGGUCAUUUAUGUGCUACGUAUCGUGAAGCGUGUGAGCAUUUGGGUUUACUGGAAAAUGAUGCACAUUGGGAUUUCACUUCAAGAUGCAUCGAUCGCUUCAUUUCCACAUCAAAUACGUAUGCUGUAUGCCAUAAUAAUAUCAACAUGUUUCCCAUCGAAUCCGAUUGA
Metopolophium dirhodum (rose-grain aphid) is the source of this 1362-nucleotide messenger RNA. RefSeq lists its product as uncharacterized. The record is from RefSeq and is a predicted model, not a curated record. Bases 1 to 1362 code for a protein of 453 amino acids. The transcript has a single exon. Lineage: Eukaryota; Metazoa; Arthropoda; Insecta; Hemiptera; Aphididae.